Molecule: messenger RNA, 2011 nt
Organism: Vicia villosa (hairy vetch)
Lineage: Eukaryota; Viridiplantae; Streptophyta; Magnoliopsida; Fabales; Fabaceae
Product: tetraspanin-6-like
Exons: 3
Coding region: 135-986 (283 amino acids)
Biological process (GO): auxin-activated signaling pathway
Cellular component (GO): plasmodesma; plasma membrane
Source: RefSeq, a predicted model, not a curated record
UACAAUGUCAUGAUCAUUCACUCAUUUUCACAAACAUUGAUCAACUAAAGUUUCUAACUAUACACUCCCUUUUAAAUAGACAUAAAGACACACCACAAGAUAAAACCAAUAGAGAGAAACUAAGAGUAAGAAACAUGUAUAGGUUCAGCAACACAGUGAUAGGGUUCUUAAACUUGCUAACACUAUUAGCAUCCAUACCAAUAAUUGGAGCAGGAUUAUGGAUGGCAAGAAGCAGCACAACUUGUGAAAAUUUUCUCCAAACACCACUUCUUGUAAUAGGUUUUAUAGUACUUGUGAUAUCCUUAGCCGGUUUCAUUGGUGCUUGUUUUCAUGUAGCAUGUGCACUAUGGUUGUAUUUGGUGAUUAUGUUGUUGCUAAUAGCAGCACUUUUGGGUGUAACUGUAUUUGGCUUUGGUGUGACUAGUAAAGGUGGUGGUGUUGAAGUUCCUGGUAGAUCUUACAGUGAGUAUCAUCUUAUGGAUUAUUCACCUUGGUUGAAGAAAAGAAUAGAAAAUCCUAAGUAUUGGAAUACUUUAAGGAAUUGUAUUUUGGGUUCUAAAACUUGUGACAAACUUGCUUCCUGGACUCCUUUGGAUUAUAUGCAGAAUGAUAUGUCUCCAAUACAGUCAGGAUGUUGUAAGCCACCAACAGCGUGCAGCUACAACAUGGAAGCAGUGAUGCUGAAUCAAGACUCAGAUUGCUACAAAUGGAAUAAUGCACCAACGGUGCUAUGUUAUGAGUGUGAUUCAUGCAAAGCUGGUGUACUUGAAAACUUAAGAAGGAAUUGGCAUAAAUUAUCAGUUCUCAUUGUCACGAUGCUUGUUCUUCUCAUAGGGAUUUAUUCGAUUGGUUGUUGUGCUUUCAGAAACGCAAGAAGAGCUCAAACGGAUUAUCCGUAUGGUGAAAAUCGAAUGACCAAAGUUCGGCCUAGAUGGGAUUAUCAUUGGUGGAGAUGGUUGCAUGACAGGAAAGAACAGCUUUAUUAGAAGAUAAGCUCUACCAUCCAUGGAUUGUGACAAUUCACUUCUUUUUACAGUGUUUUGUUUGUUAUUUCAAGUAUCAGUUUUCUAGUUGGAUGCUUUUUUGUAUAAAACUUAAUUUUGCUUUUAUCUCAAUUAUCAUAGCAGACAAUUGCUUUAUUUUGCCUUUUUUUUUAAUCUGUGGAUGUUUUUUUAAUGCAUAAAGUAGGUUGAAUUAUACAAUGGGAUUAAAAAAGAAGAGAAAAGGCUCCAUUAUUGAAUUUUUAUCUUACAUAUAGGAUCAAAAUCUUUCAAUUAUAGUGGAUAGUUGUAUGUAUAAUUGGAGAUGUAAUAAUGUUAAAUUUUUAAAAGAAAACUAUACACAGAUAAAAAUUUCCACUUGCUAUUCUGUUCUUACUGAGGAACUCUUGCUAAAUAAUGCAAGAGAGAAUAAAUACUUAAGGAUUUCAUUAGACAUAAAUAUAAAAGACAAGAAAAAUAUCAAACUAAAAAAAAUCUCAUAGUUUUUACAUAAAAAGUAGUAGCGUAUUGUUUUCUUGCAUAUAUACCAUUUAUUUUUUUCUGAACUAGAAUCGAGAAUAGAAGAAAUAUUUGAAAAUGACCGAUACGUAGAAACUUCUAGGAUGUGAUUCUGGUGAACAUAGAAGAUACCUAUAGAAGACGCCACUUCAACACUCAAGCCAGUUUGUGUUUGAAUGAGUCAACAAAUAACAAGUGUGUCUAAAAGAAUAUUUGGGUGUGACUCAUGGUCACGCUUGUAUAGAUGAGACGAUUAGAACUAUUCCUGAUAUGUGUGGAGUGAAGACAAUCAUUGGAUGUGAUCAACGAUGGAGAUAAGGGAGGACGUCUUGCUCAUAUGUGAUGUCCAAAAGUAAAGGCCAUCUUGUGUCUUGGUACGUGGAACAUUUUUUUGCUAGAUUGGACCUAUGAAUUGGGUUAGUCAUAGCGAGCCUUUGGCCACCCAUAAUAGUUGUCCCUCAAUUCAUAUGUCUAUCAUUUCUUCCUUUAGAAUCAGGGGAGGAGUCAUAUGU